UUCCUCGCAACCAUGUCUGACAAACCCAAUACGGCUGAGAUUGAGAAGUAUGAUAAGUCAAAAUUGAAGAAAUUGAAGAAGACAGAAACACAAGAGAAAAAUCCUCUGCCUUUGAAAGAAACAAUUGAACAAGAGAAGCAAGUGGGUGCAUCCUAA
Messenger RNA from Octodon degus (degu), 156 nucleotides. RefSeq names its product thymosin beta-4-like. The record is from RefSeq and is a predicted model, not a curated record. Gene Ontology annotation, biological process: regulation of cell migration; actin filament organization. The coding region runs from base 13 to 156 and encodes 47 amino acids. The transcript is spliced from 2 exons. Gene Ontology annotation, molecular function: actin monomer binding. Gene Ontology annotation, cellular component: cytoplasm. Lineage: Eukaryota; Metazoa; Chordata; Mammalia; Rodentia; Octodontidae.